AUGGAACAAAAUAAUCUACCAGUAAUUGCUAGGAGAAUAUGGAGUAUAGUACGUGUAGCUUUCUUCAUGCUAAAAAAGGGCAUUUCAAAGCGGAAGCUCCUACUCGACCUCAACAUGAUGAUGAAGCGUGGCAAACUCGCCAGCAAAGCCCUAAGCAACCUCAUGUUCCACCAUCAUCAUCACAACCACUACCACCCCCACUACAGCAGCACCACCUCUUCUGCCGCCCCACAAGAGUAUGAGUUCAGCUGCAGCAACACCCCCAACUACCCUUUUCACCUCAUGGGCAAGCGCCGCCACCACAACAAUCGCAACAACUUUUUCACAUGUGCUCACGCGCAGCUAACUCAGGAUGAUGAGAUGGCGACCGCAGGUGCCGUUAAGGCGGUUAUGGAGAUGUUGAAUAAUGAUUUGUUGGCUGUGGAGACGGUGGCAUCCGUGGCAGCAUCACCGGUGCUUCCCGGGUUUGGAAAGAGCCCUAUGGUCCGCCAACUAAGGAUAACGGACUCACCAUUUCCUUUGAGGGAGGCCGAUGAGGAUAGCCACGUAGAUAAAGCGGCGGAGGAGUUUAUAGAGAAGUUUUAUAAGAAUUUGUGGCAGCAGAGGAGAAUGCAUGAGUAA
Malus domestica (apple) is the source of this 621-nucleotide messenger RNA. RefSeq lists its product as uncharacterized. The record is from RefSeq and is a predicted model, not a curated record. NCBI's taxonomy places the organism in Eukaryota, Viridiplantae, Streptophyta, Magnoliopsida, Rosales, Rosaceae.